GUGAGUGAGGUGGGAUGCGUCUGGCGGCAGGAGGAGGUUCGUCAGAGAAGCGCGGUAGCACUACAGAGUUCUAUACCUAAGCUCUUGAAUCGACGUUGCGGUGUUGAAUAUUAUACUUCUUCAUGGAGUAAUAACCAAUCAAUAUCUGUUAAUCCCCCUCCUCCCCUUCCCAACAUAGAUUUAAUGAAGAAAAGAGUUUAUUUCGAUUUUGCGACCUCGUCAAAGAGACAUUAGAGGACGCGGAGGACACCACAGAUCUUGUACUUAUCUCAUUCAUAUUGCUGGUGAAAGGGAAGCUGGAAGACAUAGGCGGAGACUUGUUGUGAAAUAUAUUACAAAGUGCAAAGCAGAGUGAUGAGCACAUGCAGAUGAAUACGCCCGGACAUGUGCGGCAAGCAGCAUGUGAAACACGCCGCGUCACGCCAGCUAUGAAUAAAGCCACGGAUAUUUGAACAUACCUGGAUUUGCUAAGUGAAAGAAAAAUAUGUGAUAAAGACUGAAUAUUACCGCCAAUACUAAAGGGAAAAAUGCGUCUCUUGCCAAACUGGUGCCUUAAAAAAACCCAUUCAGGGAGAAGAAAUGAAGGAGAGGAAGGAGAGGUAGGAGGAGUAGGAGCAGAAGGAGUCUUCCAGGAUGAAACGUCAUGUCUUGAGUCUCUAAGAAAACUAAGAGGUGUGUUCUCAUCCUCUAGAAGUACAAGGACCCACGUGACUAAUGUACUAGUGACCGUGGUGGGUGUGGCCGUGGUCAUCGUCGGGGCCUACUUCUCCCGCGACUACGUGAGGCGCGUGCUGCUGUGGGUAGCCGGCCAGCAGGCGUGGGUGGUGGUGCUGGUGUUUCUAGCCCUCUUCACCCUCGUUUCUAUGCCAUUGAUGUGGGGGUACAUUGUGGUGAACAUAUCGGCGGGGUACAUGUUCGGCACGUGGCGGGCCUGGCGGUGACGGUGACCACAGCGACGGCGGGCGUGUUCGUGGCCCACAUGCUCAUCCGCGUCUGUCUAAGGGAGAUCGUGCACCGGCGAGUGGUCACUUCUCGUCUCCUGAGGGCGCUGCUGUCGGUGCUGGGGGGCGCUCAAGCCUUCAAGGUCAUUGCAAUCACCCGCCUCACACCCAUUCCAUUCGGUCUCCAAAAUGCAGUGUUUGCUGUGUCCCGGGUCCCCACGUGGCUGUACCUGGUGGCCACAGUGCUAGGGCUGCUGCCAACACAAGUGCUCAACUGCUACCUGGGCACCACCGUCAGGAGUUUCGACGACGUAGUGUCCCAGUCUUCCUCAGCCUCAGCCACAGCCUGGGGGGUGUUUUCUGUGCAGGUGUUAAUCAGCGUGGGUCUCACCAUGUGGGUGGUGCGGCGAGCCAGGAUGGAGCUACAUAAGACAGUGGCGGCCCAAAUGUCAGAGGCGCCGUCGUCAUCACACACGCCCACACACUCACCCUCCCACCAGCCUGCCGCCGCCACACCUCCUGACUCCCCUCCUGAAGUGAUCACAAACCACCUGGAGAAGGUUACAGGUGUAAAUUAUGGCUAUGAUGGCGACGGUGAGGGAGGUGUUAGAGCGGACGAUGAACUAAUUCUGGCUGACGGUGUCUCUCCCAGCACCUCUCCCAGCCCCUCCACUCAUUCCUACUCCACCUCCACCACCUACUCCUACUCCACCUCCACCACCACCACCACCACCACCACCACCACCACCUCCCGCAGGAACUCGGACGACGACAUUCUCAUUCUUCUUGAGCACCCUGCGUGAGGCUUCCCUGGCCAAGCGGCGACACCAUUUGUUCGGCAAACGACUCCUGGGGAGCCAUCAAGUCGCGCCACUCCCACCUCUACCCAACAACGCCCACGGCCAGACAUCCUCCGCACACAUUCCAGACAAACAACACACAGAACAAAGUAAUAAUAGAGAGAGAGGCAAGCGGUGCAAGAGCGCGAGGAAGCGAAACUUGGCCCGCCGAGUCAAUGGUACUAAUGGCUUGCCGAUUGUGUUCCAUACCACACUGAGCACGGUGCAGGAGGACGAACACCUGCAGAACUCCACUGCCUCGUGUGACUCUCCUACAGAUAUUCCGAACCUCGCAGGGGACGCGGGCCAUGGCGAUUUGGAUAUGCGCAAUGUGAACGAAGGAAACGGUGAGACGCACGUUAUUGUGGUGCGAGAAGCGUAUCAUUCAACCAUUGCCGCGGAGGAUAUUGAUUCCUUGCCUCCCCGUCCCUACACUCCAAGCCAAUCCACUCCUCCAACACCGAGAUUUCCAUUCCCUCACUCCACACCAGGACACUCUUCCUACUCAUCAUCAGAAUCUCAGAUUUCCACAUCGAGACAAUCUUCCGAUUCCAGCUCGAGACAAUCGCCUCCCUCCAUCUCUAGGCAGUCACCUCCUUCCACACCACCACAACAAUCCCCAUUGCACAUACAGCCUCACGCCUCGCCAUCCACACAGCUGACUGAAUCUGCCCCCUCCGCCUGACACACAGCCUCGCAGACCUCAAUUCCUCACUCCCUCCACGUCACUGACAGUGGACUGCUUCUAGUUAAGCAAAUCUCGUUUCUUCCUUCAUUUGCAAACUCAAGUCUCGCCAUUCUGACGCCUGUGGUGAUCCUGAACAGGACUGUGGUGUUGCUGCCUUCAUUGCUGAUCCAACAGCUGCUGGUAAACUAGAACGAUUUGUUCUGUCUUCAGGAAGUGCCCUGUUUCGCACCGAGACACGUGGACCAGCCGAACAAUGCACAAGAUGGUACAAGUCGACAUUUACAAAGGGUGAUAAGGUACAUGUAGGCAUCGCUUACUCAUUUGCUGCACCUCGCGCCACUACAUCCAUUCACUCGGUCAUCAAGUUGCGUGUUUACUAUAGACAGAUUUUGUCAGUUUUCUUUGAAUUUGUAACCAGAAUAUAUUUUUAUAUUUUCCUACGACAAAGGCAUUACAAUACGCCAUGGGCAUGUUGCAAGUAUGCCAAAAUUCAUCCAUUGCAACGCUGUAUCUAUUCCAUGACAACAAUUCACGCAAAUAUUUUCAGACAAGUGUUAUUUUUUUACGUUCAGAUCGUCGCAUUAGAAGAAAAUGACAAAAUCUGUGAUGUUGGAAUUUCCUCACAAACUGAUUGUGGUCAGUGCUCACAGACUCACUCUAAGGUCACUGCAUGAGGAGUGGCGAGGGUAAUGUGAACGUGCAAGUCACCACCGUCACCGCUCCCUCUCCUGGCUGAGAGGCACACUGAUGUUGUCUAUCAUGUCUCACGUGAUGAUGUCCACUAAACUUUCCACACCGUCCACUCAUGCAAUGAAGGGAACGUGCCUACACUUUCACACAUAUACCUCAUUUCACAUACAGUAAUUCCACAACUUGUAAGUUUUAUAUUUUCUUUUUCAUUAUCAUUAAAAGCAUUCACUGUGAUUUUUAGAGAUAGAGCAGCGAGAAUUUAUAAACAUGAUCAGCAGAAAACACUACUGAAAGAGUAAAUCGCCUUAGGAGGGUAACCAGACAUGUGUGACGCCAGGAUGCGCGGAGCCUCCUGCUCUGCCGUCCAGCGUGACACUGUCACUCGUCCAAGUAAAGGCAGUAUAGUAAGUGUCAACUGUGUUGUAAUAAUAGAUCUGUACUUGUAAUCUGUAAAUAUAUUUUGUAUGCAUGUGUAACGUUUAUACAUACACGCCUUGGACGACAAAACAGCAGAGUACAAUAUCAAUAAUUAUCAAGUUAUUUUUCUACCCUCUUGAGGGCUAUACCUACUCGUUUCUCCUUCAACAGACCUGCACACAGCACUCUACUACGCGCUGACGUAAAACACAGGGGAGGAUGACGCUACUAUUGAUAUGAUUUUCAACAUUAUAUAUUUUCAUUAUUUUUUUUUAUUUUAUUUAUCUAUUUUUUGUUUAUUCAUUUUUUUUUUCUUUUCUUUCAUUUUUUUUUUUUUUUUU
Portunus trituberculatus (swimming crab) is the source of this 3916-nucleotide messenger RNA. Its product is annotated as transmembrane protein 64-like. Bases 980 to 1744 code for a protein of 254 amino acids. Lineage: Eukaryota; Metazoa; Arthropoda; Malacostraca; Decapoda; Portunidae. The transcript has 7 exons. The record is from RefSeq and is a predicted model, not a curated record.